UUUUUUUCCUUUUUUAACCGAAGUGGAUCUCAUCUAUGGGGCAACCGCAAAGAUUGAACAAAGUUGGACCGUGGAUCAAACGGUCAUAACCAGCGGCCGCCAAGCCCGCCACUGCCACGAAGGCCCAAAACACAACUAUCAAGUCUCAACCCAAAAGGAAAAGAGCUGGGCCCAAAGAGUUGUGGGCCGCAAACCACGUGGCAAAUUCUCAUUCCAGUGCAAUAAAUUAAAAAAAAUGAUCAACAUAUGCGGAAUGGACCAUUCACCCCUGCAAAAGCGCAAAUAACACGUAAAACGACGACGACGUGCCUCCAAACGUGCACCGGAAUGGGUCCCCUGCGCAUGUUUUUGAUUAUUCAGGUAGACUCUCAAAAUCAUCUCUAUUAUUUAUCCCCUCGGAAAACAACUCUUAUUCUACGCUUCCAUGGCUAACUUGCGUCGUAGGAGUCGCUUGACCAUCCCUGCGCCACCUCCUUCUCCGAUCCCCACCGGCAGAGGGUCACGCUCGGCGGGAAACAAGACUCUAUCGCACUACCUCGAGAAGACAUCGCAAGUACCAGAGCUGAGUCUGCCGGAACCUCAUUUUCCGCCAAUCGCGAGUCAGAAGAUCCCGGAGAGCAUAGAUUACAGGUUGCUAACGUCUCGCUCCAGCGAUUCCUUGGAUCGGCUGCUCAUAUCGGCGAGGGAAUUCGGUGCGUUUAGGGCCACUUGUCACGGGAUUGAUGGAGAAGAGUUAAGAUUACUGAUCGAAGAAAAUAAAGAGGCUUUUCGAGUUAGGGAUGAAGAAGACACGGUACUCAGGAGAGAUUCUGGAGGCGGAGAUGAGAGGAGUGAUGAGGAGAUUGUGUGGGUUCGCCCGGGGACGGAGAGAAGGGCCUGGGCGCGAGAAUUCGUCGGGACGGAAUCGCAUCGAAGUUUUCGUGAAAACACAGGGAAUGUUUCCACUAAAAUUGAAAGAAUCGCAGAAGAUUUACUUCAAAUUAUGGAAGAAAACAUACCCAAUAAGCAAAUUAGGAAGAGAAAGCCAGAGAUGGAAUCAGUAAUUAGCUUCCGCAGACACAAACACGUUGACAUAAUUGAACAAACUAGUCCACCUACAUCAUCAAAGAACACAAACAGCAAAUCUAGUGAUUAUAUCUUAAGCCUCAUACUUCCUUCCAGCAAAUCUAAAGUCAGCAUUCAAACAGAGAGUGGUCCAAUUUGUUUCUAUUUAGGCCCUGACACUAUUUUGGCCACUUUCGGCAAGCAGAUUGAGGAAUGGAGUUUGGGAGUAUUCAAAUGCGUUUCAGGGGAUGAUGAUAUGACGUGUGAGCCGGAUCUCCUUGAAGAAGCUUCUUUCACGAUACAGCUCAAAAGGUUUUCUCUCAGUUCAGAGAACAGUUUUGAGAGGGGAAAAACAAUCUCCAUAGCAUGUCAGAUGCUAAUUGCGUUCCUGCUAUACAAUAUAUUUGUGUUUAUUUCUUCUAAAGCUUGAAAGUAGAGGAAAUUUAUUGCAGAGAGCAGUAUCGAUCUUUAUGUUUCUUUUUCUGUAUAUUAUAAGGAGUGUGGUUCUUUUGUUUUGGGUCAUAAGAACCAAGGUGUGGUGUGGAACUUGAGGGUUGAACUUUGAAAUGUGAGUUUUGUGAUACACAUAUUGACAUGAAUGAAUGAAAAUUUGCUUUGCU
Molecule: messenger RNA, 1664 nt
Organism: Tripterygium wilfordii
Lineage: Eukaryota; Viridiplantae; Streptophyta; Magnoliopsida; Celastrales; Celastraceae
Exons: 3
Coding region: 425-1474 (349 amino acids)
Source: RefSeq, a predicted model, not a curated record